This is a messenger RNA of Exophiala xenobiotica, 1789 nucleotides long. RefSeq lists its product as uncharacterized. Gene Ontology annotation, cellular component: nucleus. The coding region runs from base 327 to 1226 and encodes 299 amino acids. Lineage: Eukaryota; Fungi; Ascomycota; Eurotiomycetes; Chaetothyriales; Herpotrichiellaceae. The record is from RefSeq and is a predicted model, not a curated record. Gene Ontology annotation, biological process: U6 snRNA 3'-end processing. Gene Ontology annotation, molecular function: 3'-5'-RNA exonuclease activity. The transcript has 2 exons.
GCUGUUUCUGGGCGGCUCUUCUGGUUCUGCAUGUCUUCCGCUUAUCCCGGUUCAAUUUUUCCAACGCUCCUCUGAUUUGUGCAGCUCAUCCGCCACGAUCACCUUCCGAGCGGGUGAAUUGAGCACAAAUUCGUGUAUACCCGAAGUCAACUGAGACAUUGUCUUCGUCACCACUGAGACGUGUAUAUUGACGCUUCUUGUCAUCGAUCGUCCCAUUCUCCAGGGAUCUGAACCUGCUCCGCCAACCCUUCUUGUUCCCAAAUCCAGGGCACAUGCUUCCCAGUUCUUGGCAGGUACCAUGACCACGUUUUCCAGCACCAACAAGCAUGUUGGUCGACUAUUCAGACUCGAGCUCCGACAGCGACAGCCACCCUAGCGACCACACAACAGGCCGUCGGAAGCGAAAGGCUGAAGACGUUGAGGUUGUCAAGCUCGACGGCAGGCGACCUCCACCAUUGCCUGCCUCGUUCCGUUCAUUGUAUGCUACGAACGUGAGGACUUUUGCAAGCGAUGAUCCUGCUCUGCAUGCUGGUCGAACCCGGCAGGUGCCUCACGCCAUAGGUAAUUGGCCAACCCAUGCUUAUCUUGAAUGGUAUCCUUCAAAGCCUGAGCUAGUCCAGCUUGACAAAGUGAUAAAGCACGCAGAAUGGUCCAAUACCUGCGAUAGCUUUCACAACUUCCUACGCUCUGAUUUAGGGGCACCGCAGCCACUCCAUAUCAGUCUAUCAGCUCCACUUGUUCUGAAGACAGAUCAAAAGGAUGCUUUCCAGGAGACCAUACUUUCAGAAAUUUCCCGGAGCGAGGUGAAGCCUUUCCAUGUUCAGGCUACUGGACUAGAUUGGUUUGCGAACUACGAGAGAAGCAGGUUUUUCCUGGCGUUAAAGCUCAGUAGACCCUCCAACAACGAUUUGAACAAGCUAUUAUCGGCAUCUAAUGCAGCUGCUCGGCAAUUUGGACUCGCAGAGCUGUAUGACAACGACUCGAAGAAAUCAGACAAGGACAUUUCGAAAACUCAACAAACCAUGAUUGACAGGUCAGAUGCUUUCCAUAUAAGUAUUGCCUGGACUGUAAAAGAGCCUGAUAAGGAAACUCGACAGCAACUUGUCAAUCUCGAAGACGACUACUUGAAAACGCUGAUGGUGAGCUUCUCAGCCCUCAAGCUCAAAAUGGGUAAUGUCGUGAUUGGCAUUCCAUUCACCAAAUGUCGCGAUACAAGCACAGAAUGAUCCUGCCGCUCAUUUCUGCGUGGGAAUCUCCAGCUCGAUCUCUAUGAUCGUAACAACCAUCCCAGGUGUGGUAUGCCUCAUAUGCCCAGUGGCUGCGCAUUGACUGUCCGGCAAGGCCUCGGGGUGCUCACCGGUAACCUGCCAUGGCCGAAACCAAAGUAUACUCUGCACACUCAGACUCCGCCAAGAUCGCAACGCUUCCAGCUGUCAAGAGGAUACUCCAGCACUGUUGCAUCACUUUGCAGAGGGUCACGGGGCAGACACUUCGAUGUAAAGCCAUCGGUCUUCAACCUCGUCCUGAAUAUUUCAACAACACGGCGCCACGAGUCUAACACCACGAUGUGAUGAAGAAUUCUUCCCGACUGAGCAUCGUCGGUCUUGGGAGCAGCAUCGCCGUUUACCCCUUGACAAGAGAGUUGGUGGAUGUCGUUGACGGGCCCUAAGCGGCGGACUGGAGAUAAUGAACCUCGUCGCAACUUGAAGGUGUGUAGAUGAGUGAUGCGGUGUUCAAAUAGAUCGAUCCGACAGGGCUUUCAGCUCUUCAACAACUUGUUCCUCUUUUC